Molecule: messenger RNA, 402 nt
Organism: Aspergillus aculeatinus CBS 121060
Lineage: Eukaryota; Fungi; Ascomycota; Eurotiomycetes; Eurotiales; Aspergillaceae
Exons: 1
Coding region: 98-346 (82 amino acids)
Source: RefSeq, a predicted model, not a curated record
AAGGUGGCAGAGCUGAUAGGCUGGCUCCGUCCACGACGACGGGGCUUGAUCUUGAAUACCUUUUCGUCAGUAUUUGUUCGAAGACUCUCUUCGCUUCAUGACUUCGUUCUUGGCCCUUUUCAACCCUUCGCCGAUCUUUUUGGUUUUCUUCCAGUCCUGGCUCAUUCGUCGCAUGCGGACGAUGGCUUUGACCAUGGAGAUGGCGGUCUUGAGUUUCGCUUGGGGAGUCCGGAGGGGGGUGCGGUCCCUGGGUUUGACGCCCAUGUCGGAGAUCAUGCGCAGGUCGGCUUCGUUGCUGCAUUGGUGUGAAACGAUAGAGAGUCAGUUAUCUUGUGGCGUGGUCUGAUUCGUGAGAUGAAAGGGAGGAUGUAUACGUACCAUGCAACCCGGACGCGCUCGCCC